AUGAGGAGAGAUAACUCUAUCUGUGUUACAACCACACAGAAAGACAGGCUGUCUGCUGCAGAUGCCUUUGCCCUGUUAGACACUGUUGGUGUCCCCACCUCUAGUCUACAGGCUGUACAGGCGCUGAAUCAGACAUCUUUCGACGUAACGUUCCGCACCCUGCGGGAUAGGAAAUUGUAUGCUGGUAAGCUAGCACAGCUAGACUGUGUAGAUGUUCGUGUCUACGGGAGCGCUGAGUCCAUCAUUACAGCCUCCCGAAUUCCUGACGAAUUCGACGAUAACUAUGUCAGGAACUACUUGUCACGUUUCGGACAGGUCCUUGCUUCCCGUAUGGUAACUUACAGGGACAGGCCUUCCGUCAGAAAUGGCAACAGACAGUACAAAGUUGUCCUCAAGCCAGGCGUAAACGUCCCGUCUUCUUGGAGGUUGGCGGAUGGUCGUCUGGUGUUUUUCAGCUAUGUUGGCCAAGUCAGAACGUGUAUCAAAUGUUAUCAAGAGGGUCAUGAAGCGGCGAACUGCACUGUCCGCUUUUGCAACAAGUGCCAAACGGUCGGUCAUAUCGCCUCUGACUGUACCAAUGACAUAGUCUGCAAUAAUUGCAACAAGGAAGGCCACACCGCUCGCCGGUGCCCAACAUCCUACGCAAAUAAGCUACAGCUUGAGAACAAAUGGACCAAGGGUCCUGAAGCUGUGGUAGAUAAGUCCACGUGCAGCUCUGGAGUCCCUGCUCAGGUGGAGCAGACUGAGUCUGAAACAGUGGCUCACGACUCUCCUAUGUCGCAGGGGCAAGACCCUGAUGAGCAGGAUAACUCCGAGGAGGAGUCAGCAGAUUCCUCCGAGGAGGACACAGAGGAGAAAAUGGAGUUAAUCCUAACUCCCUCCCCUGGAAACGAGAGCGAGAGCACCCAGCCCAAAGCUGAGGCGCAGAGUAAGACUUCCCGUCGCAAAAAACCGACGACGAAACAAGGUCAGGGGAAAGAACAACGAACCCCCUAAUCAGAAUAAUGAAAUUGAACAGGCCGUAACUCUCGAACUUAUGGCAAAGGAAACGGGUGUCAAGAAGACCACGAUCUCUGAAACCACUGGUACGUCAUCAGAUGAAAAAGACCCCGAGAUUACAGGAAUGGAAGUUGGCAAAAUGACGGCCAAGAGGCC
Messenger RNA from Branchiostoma belcheri (Belcher's lancelet), 1155 nucleotides. RefSeq lists its product as uncharacterized. NCBI's taxonomy places the organism in Eukaryota, Metazoa, Chordata, Leptocardii, Amphioxiformes, Branchiostomatidae. Bases 1 to 996 code for a protein of 331 amino acids. The transcript has a single exon. Gene Ontology annotation, molecular function: nucleic acid binding; zinc ion binding. The record is from RefSeq and is a predicted model, not a curated record.